Messenger RNA from Lytechinus variegatus (green sea urchin), 8609 nucleotides. RefSeq lists its product as uncharacterized. The coding region runs from base 176 to 6016 and encodes 1946 amino acids. Gene Ontology annotation, molecular function: DNA binding; protein binding. The record is from RefSeq and is a predicted model, not a curated record. The transcript has 16 exons. NCBI's taxonomy places the organism in Eukaryota, Metazoa, Echinodermata, Echinoidea, Temnopleuroida, Toxopneustidae.
UUAACUCGAACUGACACUGGUUCGACGACGAUCCGGCGAACAACAGUGGGAAAAACCCUGUUUUUAGUGAAAUUUCAGGUGAACUGAAGGGGUUGGCUGCAAAUCCUCAAUUUUGUUACCUUGGAAAGUGUCAUUUGACAUCAUCAUUGAGUAUCCAGCAGAGAGCCUUGAUCAAAUGGAUUCAGAUUCUGUGAAGAUGGAGACAGAUGAUGAUGACUCAUCACUUGAGGAGGAGGAAGAGGAGGAGGGAGAGGAGUGUGAACCCAAACAGGAAGUCUGGGUUCAAAGUUCAUCAGAUUCUAAAAAUUACAAACCAGUUCAUCUGAACAUCUCCUACCAAAUGGGUAGUCAGGACUCUGCCACUCACUCCGGUAAUGGGCAACAAGCAAAGAGGAACAAAGGCAGCGACCCGACUGCGUUGGCUGUCCUGCGAAGACUCACUCCAGAGUUACAGCAAGGGUAUAGAAUCCUGAUAGAUCUGAUGGGUGACCGUUGCAAGAGUUUCUCUUGGCCUUUCAUGGACAAGGUCGAUCCGGUGCUUCUCAAACUCCCUGACUACUAUGACAGGAUCAAGACACCGAUGUGGCUCACUAGGAUUGAAGAAAAAUUUGAGGAUAUGGAAUACACAUCGAUCACUGAGUUUGUUGCUGAUGUUCGUCAGAUUCUUGAGAAUUGUUAUCGCUAUAACGGACUGAAGCAUUCUGUGUCCAGACAAGCUCAGAUGAUGGAAUGCCAUUUUGAACAGAAGCUGUCCCAGCUCUCGAGGCAUAUUAAGGACAAGACUAAUUUCCAUGUGACCAGUGGCCCACAACUUACAGAGCCAGAAACAUCUUCAAGCUCUAUGUUUGGACGCAGAGUCAGCCAGAGGAUUCUGGAAAGUAAAUCCUCCCUGACACCCGUCGCAGACGCCAUGGUGAAGCAACUAGAGAGAGAAGAGGAGGAGAGAAGGAAACAGAGGAUUAUAGAAAGGAAAGCAGAGCUGGAAAGACUGAACAAGCGACUCUUAGAAUGGGAGAAAACAGAACUGUUGGUUGAGCCGCUUGCAACCCAGCUCAAAUCCAUGUGGGAGAUUCCAGCCAUCGGACAGUUCCUCAAGCUGUGCUGCGAGAACAUGUACUUGCCAGAGUUCUCCAUCUUUGAACUAGAGAGGGCGCUUAUCCUCCCGCAAUCCAGCAAACUCCUAGCACGUAUCUUCACCAAUAUUCUUACCACGAGGUACCACCGGAAACGGGUGUCGAAGAAACCCCCAAUGCCGUAUGAAUUCUGGCAGGACAAGCUACGCAAGAACCUUGAUGUCUGGUAUGCCUUUCUAAGCGUUGAGACUGCUACACGACAAAGUGUUGCCCGUCAUCUGUACAUCUCUGAGCGUUUCUUUGAAGUGCUUGGGGAUGUGAACCCCCUGACUGGUCGUCAGUAUCAUGAUCUAUCCAUCUAUGAGAGAGUCUGGAUAUUGAAGGGCAUGUGUGAUCAUCUAUUUGAAACGGACUAUGAUGUAUGGUUUGGUGUGGAUACCAGCACAAUAGAGGAUCAGCGCGUUGUGAUGCUGGGGGAGGAUGAUGACAAGGCCAGCUAUCUCUACUUCCCUCAUUUCUUGUCGACUGAUCUUAGGAUCUAUCGUCAGGCUCAAAUCAGAGAAGAAAAACCAAAGAAAAAGAAAGCGGAAAAGGAAGCAAAGAGCCCUUCAAAGAAGGCAAAGAAAGAAGCUGAAAGCGCUUCUGAGGUCGAGGAGGGGCCCAAGAAGAGAGGCAGGCCCAGGAAAAACGCAGAACCCGACGAGAAGUCGCCCAAGAAGGCCGCCAAGACGCCCGCAACCCCUGCCAGCGCCGGGCCGAAGAAGCGGGGCAGACCUAGGAAGGAUGCAGGAGAGACGAGUGAGUCAGAGACUACUACCAGUAAAGGGAAGGAGACUGGUGGUGAAGCCAAGACCCCAUCUCAGGCUACUCCUGGUGUUAAGGCAGGGAGAGGUAGACCUAGGAAGGAUGGUUCCACUCCAGCUCAGGCUGCUAAGAAGACGCCUGCUAAGCCAAUGGCAAUCGUAACACCAACAAGGCGUUCAAGUCGGCGAUCAGCAAGAUUAGACAAACCUGAGCUUGAGGAGCAGGAUGAAAAGAGCCAAAAUGGUGGUGACAACGAAGAUGUUACAGAUGCUGCCUGUGACUCACAGAACAAUGGAACAAACGUUGAAGAUAAGGACCAAAAAUCUGAUAGGACAGUAUGCACUGAUGGACCUCAGUCGUCAUCCGUGUGUGAUGACAGUCUGGAUAGAACAGAAAAUGAAGCAGGGACUCUAUCUCGGGAGAUAGAAGAGGGCGCAGAUAACUUGGACAAUAAACACCUUGAAACAAUAUCAACUAAAGACAUUGACAAUGUUGUUGAUGGUUUACCUGGGAGUGAUGAGGGAAGGACUCAGAAAAGUGGUGUACAGGGAGGGGAAGCCCGUAGUACGGUAGAAGGGGAUUCCCCAAAUUCAGCGGGAGGGAAAUCCCCUUCCGAGAAUGUAUUAUGUAAUGGUGUAAUGGAGGUGGAUGAUAGCAGUCAUGAAACACAUUCCAAUGAUGCCCCAAGGGGCCCCAAAGAUGAUGGUGCAGGUCAUUCUGGUGACCUUACUAAACCAACGGAGGAGAUAACCAAUGGACCGGAUGCCCAAGUUUCACCAGAUACUGUUCAAACCAAGGGUGAGUCGGUGGAUGAGACUCACCAGUUGGAAAACGGCAGUUCAGCUAAUGGAAUGAGUACCCUCAAUCAGAACCAGUCUAAUAAUGUUAUGGACAUUGACCACAAGGUUGCCCAGCUUUCUGAAAAUGACAUCAGCAAGGACCCAUGCAGCAAUGGCAUGGACAUUGUGGAUAAUGUCAUUAAUGACUGCGUAAACAAUUCUAAGUCUGUAGAUACUGAAGCAACAAGUAUUAAAAGCAACAAUCUGUGUCAGGAGGAUUGUUCAGUGGACAAAGAUGUAGGUGCCCAGGAUGGACAAACACCGCAAGAACGCUCUGAGAAGGAUUCAGCGGAUGCAGCAAAUGGCCCAUCUGUAGCUGAAGGUGAAGCUCUGCCAGAGGUUAAGGCAGAGGUGGCUGUCAAGGACGAAACAAUGGAGGUGGUGGAAGGUGACCUGAAGGGGAAUGAUCUGAAGCAGGGUGACCUGAAGCAGGAUGAUCUGGAGCAGGAUGACGUGAAGCCGGAUGGUGAGGUCAUGGAGAGAAUCCCAACCCCUCCUCCCCCGCAACCUUUACCGGGUAUCCUCCCGCCGGAGGGAGAAUUCGAGAUGGUGUGCGACAGUCUGGAAACCUUCAGGGUCCUGGUUGAGAAGUUUGCCCAGAAGGAUGAGACUAUCACCAAAGGACGAAAGACGAUUGUCCAACCUAUCAAGAGAUCCGGUCGAACCACUGACCUCCACAGGACACUCGCCAAGAUGCUGGAAGACUUGGAACCAAUCGAAGCCAAGCUGCAGAAGGUUGUCCACAAGGCCAGAGAGGUGGUGUACAACGAGCAGGAGGCCUACAAGAAGGAUCCUAGUCCUGACCAGGAGGCAGCAGCUUACUGGUACCAGCUUCACGUCAAGAAGCCAUCAGAAGCAGUAGAGACGUCCUCAAUAGCGGCAAGCAGCAUUGAUGAUGACUUCUCCAGUUCGGAAAGCAGCUCUGAACUUGACAGUGAUGAGCUUAGCGAUCAGGAGAGUGAUGAUGACACAGCAGAGUAUGAUAACAGUGAUGCCGAUUAUGAAGCGUCUGUAUCCAGAGGUCCAACCCCCAGUGUUGAGGUCAAUGGGUCGGAAGGAUCUGAAAGUCUUGGAGGGAAGGUUGAUCUGUACUCUGGUGUUGAGAUUGCGGGAAGGACCAUGAGGUCCUCAAAGCGUAGGAGAGCUCAGAAGAGGGAGGAUAUAAGGGACCGGAAGAAAGCCAAGCGAUCUAAAAUCCAGAUCGUCAAAGGCGUUCCUCUUCAAGGUAGAUAUGCGCAACGUGGUGAAGUUGAGGAGACGGAUGAGACCAAGCUCAAGAAGGUUCAUGAGGAACUCAAGGAGAAAUUGAAGGCAGGUUCUACGUUUCAAAUGACAAAGAAUAUGGUCCCAGGAGCAGCGCAGAGGAACUUUCCGCCCUAUAAAAAGAAUGAGAGUUACAGCCGUCCAUCUGCUCCUAAGAAGAAGGCAACUCCAGUAUUCCAACGGGAUACAAGUGACAAGUUCAUCAGAAUCCUGAAGCGUACUGCAGGAGCUAGCGAAGCUGCUGCAGUAUCUCCAAUCCCUAAACUGACCAAGCAGUCACCAAAAGAACCAACUUUGAAAGUUCCAUUUCUACAGAAAACCAAGGCUACCGUUCAGCCUACUACUGAUGCACCAGUUGCAGAUAAGAAAACAAAGACAGAGACAUUUUCGUUCACCAUUGACGCUAAAGUUUGGGAGUCUCUGAAGGACAAGCCAGAAGAGCGUCAAAGACUAAUUGUAGAGCAUGUUGAAAAGAUGAGGGGUGCCAGUGGACAAAAGAAGGAAAUGCCUCAGAAAGUUCAGAACUAUAGGAAUACACCAUGGUUCUCAAACAAGGGCAGUGGUUCAAGCAAGUCUACCAGCUCAGCAGGUGGGUCAGCUGAGGAAUUCAGCCUAUCUCUUCCUGAGACACCAGAAAAGAGAUUGCAUGUGGCCAUUGGGAAUGCCAGCCAGGGGCAGACAGGAAGUCCUGUCGUCAAGCAGACGCACACUCCAGGCAUUCCAGACAGCAUGCCCAUCCUAGAUCCAAUUGGUAGUCACAAGGGAUCAGUGCUUCAAAACACCAACAUGCCUACCCUAGCACCGGCGGUUUCACAGAAGAUUGUUCAGUCUAACAUCUUAGGUAGUCCAGGAAGUGUCUCUGUGCCACAACAGGCAUUGGCUCAAACCCAAGGACUUCUGCAGCCAAGAUCGGGAAAUCAACCUACUGCAAUAGCAUCCUCAGGAAAUAAUAGCAUCAUCCAAUCAAAUGCUGUUGGAACCAAUUUCCCAGGAGGAACAGGUACCAAGGGUAUGAAACCUCAGGCGACUAUCAUUUCCCUCUCACCCAAGCAACAAGGGGUUCAACAGCUUGUCUCACCGACAGCGCAAGAUAUUAAGGGAGUUCCAAAUAUUGUGGCGCAACUGACUGCAGGUGCUUCAAGUACCGGCGCCGAGAAAACCGUAGUUCUGCCGACCAACUUGAAAGUCAAUAUGCAAAACAAGCAAUAUAAGAUUCUGUACGUGCAGAAGCCUGGUGCGUCUAAACCUGAAUUGUGUCUUCAACCAUGCAACACAGAUGGUUCAACUGCACUGAGUGGUACCCUUCAAGGUUCGAUGCCUCUGGUAUCUUUGCAGCAGCCUAUUCAACCGAUCCCUGCCGCUACCUCUGGCAGAAAUGUGCAGAUUCAAAUGUUACCACAGGGUGGGAAUAAAAUUGUAAUGCAGGCUGUAGGGGGAACCCCACAAGGACUUAUGGUGCAAAACACUCAACAGCCGCAAGUGGUACAGAAUUUGGUAUCACAGAAUGUUCUACAGGCGCAAGCGUUGCAGAAUGUGGUCCUUCAGAGUCCUGUAGCGGCACCGCAGGUUGUGAAUCCAGCUGCAGGUAGUAAUACCAGUGUAGUUACUAUGAUAUCUACUCCGAUACCACCAGUUCCACCAGUAUCAGUCAUAUCGGCACCUUCAGUCCAAAUGGCACCUUCCAUUCAGGUUCCUUCAGCAGUUAGUCCACUAUUGGUAGCACCGCCAGUGAAUCAGACAACCAUGUUAGCAGGGAGCCCUUCCAAAGCUGCACCAAACCAGAUGGUGCACCUCCUUGAUUCUGGCAUUGUUGGAGCAUCAGGAGCACCGACCAUGGCGCCAGCUGGCGCAUCAUCAUUAAUACCAUCAUUGGCACCACCCAUGCUUUCCCCUGUCACUCAGCAAGUGACACCUUUGGUGCCAUCAGAUAAUGUCAUCUUACAGGCGGCAUCGGCUUCCGGCUUACUUUUACAGGCACCGGAACCGUCAAUGCAACAAAUUGCAGUGAAGGGAUUGUUUGAACCGAGUGGACAGUGAUUGAAAGAAUGUGCAUUGCUUGAGAAAGACAAUUUCUAAUUUGUUUUAUUUCUAAGUGGAGCCCACUGUAAUGUAAUUACCACACACUAAAUUGUCAUAAUGAAUAUUGCAAUUUUUGUAGAAUAUUUUAAUUCUAGGCCACCAUUUCCACUGUUGUGUUGUAGUAAUUUCUGUAAGUUUUUAAUUUCAUGAACCAACUUGUCUCUGAUUCUACUGGACGCAGUUGUUACAAGCUUCUGAAAUCCCUGCAUCAGAUUGGCUGAGAGCAAAUUUAUCAGUGAAUAUUAAUGACAAGGUGCUUCAUGAAAACACUCCUCUACUUGUAAUGGAAAGUCACUGUAAUAACAUGACAAACUGACCAGGGUCAUUUACACGUAACGUUAGUAGUGAUUGGCGUUCAAUUCAGUUUUGUGAUUGAUUGUACAUUAUGGUCAAUGCAAUCAAUCAUAAAAGAUUAUUCUCCGAUCAGUUGCCAAGCCAAGCGUGACGGGACCCAGGGGACAGUUUCACAAACGUUAAGUUGGAUAUAAUAAAGUUGGGUGUCAGCGCCGAAACGCAUAGCAUCUAACUUCCAUAUUGCAUUGGUAGAACAGAGUGUGGACUCCUUGUAGAAGAUGAGCAAGAUGUUUUAUAUUCUUCUACGUAGGUUUAAUGUGACCAAUAGGAUAUUGUAUCAUAUUUGGUGCAACUAAUGGAGCAUUGCAAGGAACUUACCAUCCAGCCCACUAGUCAAUUUUGGGUCCAAAUAUCAAUCGUCAGGCAAUAAAUUGCAAAUUUGAAUCUGUACUUGAUUGGGGGGGGGGGGGUGUUUCACAAAGAUUUAAGGAUGAGCUGGAGCCGCACUUAAGUGCUGACACCUACAUGAUAUGCAGUGCACAAUCUUUUUUAUUAUAAAUAUCAGUAGUGCGCAUCCUCUAGCAUGAUUUGACCAAUUCAGUGAUUGCAGUCAUGCAUUUUAUACCGCACGCAACUAGGCAUUUAAGUGUGAAUCUAAGUCAUACUAAAUCUUUGUGAACCCCUCCCUGGUCUGCUUUUUACAACAUGCAGUAAAAAUCAAUUUGUAUUAGUUACAAUUGGUAUGUCACUUGUAAUAUUUUUAUAGGAAAUUUGCAAUCAAUUUCAAAUACUUUCAUGCAACACCCCUCUAAGGCUUUACUUGCUACUCAAGUCUAGAGUUACUCCCUGUGAAACAGGACCCUUUGGAGUGUUUCACGAAAGGACCUGUCAUACGUUUUAUCUUGCAGUCCCAUUUUAUCUGGCAGUAACCAUAGUAACACUGUUUCUUAGCCAAUCAACAUCAGGUAAAGUUGUCAGAUCUGACAAUUUGUUGGACAAAAAUGUUGAUGAAAGUCUCCCCCGGUUUUCCUCUUUGCAGUUAAACUGCAAUUCCAUUCUAUGUACAAUAUGCGCUACCGAAGUGGUGAAAGUCAAGGUUCCCAGUUCCAUAAAGACUUGUAAUAGUAUCAAAUGCACAAUUUCUGUAGCAAGUUUAAUAUCGGCCAAUCAGAUUGAAGGUUUCAGUAGCUUUUAACUGUUAUUGCAAAUUUGUUAUUAUAACAAGUUCUAUGAAACGGGGACCUAGAAUAAUAUUUUUUGUAUGAAACCGUCUUACAUUGAUAAUCAUGUACCUGGGUACCUAUUGCCUUGAAGUAGUAGUAUGUAGUAGUAGAAGUAUACUAUAUUUAUUGUAGACGAGAUAAUGCUGGAAGCAUUUCGUGACAAAACAAAAGCCCAUAUUCUGAAGUCGGGCUUAACUUAAACUCAGGUUUAAAGUUGUGGUUUAAGUAUGGAUAGCCAAUUGUUACAUAAAUUACUAACAGUAGAGAUAUACUUCAUCUCAUUUGGCUAUCAAACCAUUCAUAAUUGUGUAGGAUAUAUAUGAUUGUCUUCACCAUCAAUGAAUCAGGAAUGGGCACAGUAAUAAUAAGGAACAUACAACUUCAAAAAAUUGACACAUUUGGCUUCCCAUAAUUUUGGAACAGAGUUAGACCAUGGUCUAAGUUAAACCUGACUUCAGAAUACGGGCCAUAAUAGAGUUUUAGGAGAAAAUUGACUAUUGAGAAGAUUUGUUGUCAAGGGAUCAUCUUUGUUUGGGAAAGAUUGGGGUCCAGUAACAUGAAGCAUAGUGAUUGAUUGUGUGGCUGAAUUUUAAGAUUGAUCAUACAUUAUAUUGAAUGCAAUCAAUCAUAAACAUUAGCUUUGUGAUUAAUUGCUAAGCUUUAUGUUAUAGGGCCAAGUGUUUUUGAUACUUUUAUUAGCUGGUAUGAAUGAUACAUGUAGAUUUGAACUUAAGUUGUUCCAUUUGGAUGUUUUCCAGAGAAUGCCAGCUCUAAAAAUGAAUUGUUCCUUAGUUUGCAUUGUGUUGCUAUGUCAGUAACCCUAUGCCAAGCUUCAUGUUUUUCUUUAAAAAAUUGUCAUUAUUUAUAAGGACAUGUAUGCAUAAAGUUUGAUGAUGAUUUUGUUUUUAUAUUUUGCUGGAUUUGUUUUUGCAUUGAUGUUUACGUUGAGGAAUGGCAGUACAAUUUUAAGCAUUCCAAUCUGAAGUAAAGAAUGGAUAAUUUAGGCUGAAAAUUGUAUGAUUUAAACAGAGAAG